AUGGAGACGACACAACUAGCAUUUACUGAUUCUGCCCAGGAAAUUAAUUAUUGGAAAUCUAUAGCCAACGAAGCCAAUCAAACGGUUCAGCAACUUAAAGAUGAAUUGGAAGAAUUUCAGGAAGAGAGUCAUGAUUUAGAAGCUGAGUUGGAGGCACAAUUAAAACAAGCUGAGAAUCGGGCUAAAGAUUUAACGAUAACGAAGGCAAAAUUAGAACAAGAGAACGAAGUUUUAAAGGAAAAGUUUGACACGCUUUAUAAGGAGAGUUAUCAAGUAACAACGCGGUUACAAGAUGAAUUAGCCACGGCCAAUAGCACUAAAGAAGAAUUACAGAAGCACUCACGCAAGCUUGAGCAAAAAAAUGACGAUUACGAACGUGCGGAAAGGUCGACAGCGGUAACUUUACAAGAUUUCGAAAAUAGAUUAAAUCAGGCCCUUGAAAAAAAUGCUUUAUUGGAAAAUGAAUUAGAUGAAAAGGAAAAAUUGGUUAUCUUAGUUCAGCGAUUAAAGGAUGAGUGCAAAGAAUUAAAAGAAGAGUUUACCGCUCGUCAAGUUACAGCCGUUGAUACUAAAGAUGUUGCUACGUCGCCUAUCCGAGAAGUCGCAGGGAGCGACUACAUAAUCUCGCCAUUUAAAUUUUCAGUAUCGAGCUCUCCUCGAAAUCGUUCAUAUAAUAGAAAUGGCGCUGCAUCUCCUCGAGAUAUCGUCGAUUACGGAAAAAAAAUUUCUAAUCAAGAUUCGAAUCUUCCGGUGAAUGCUCGUGUAAAUGCUAUGAACAUAGUUGGAGAUUUACUAAAGAAAGUUGGGGAUUUGGAGUCUAAGUUGUCGUCUUGCAGGAACCUUGUAAAAGAGCAAGUCCGAUUUAACAAAAUCGAGAAUGAUAUCAAUGUGUAUGCAAACACUAGUAAAGUGCGUGCAGCUUUAGAAGGUAUAAUAUCUGCAUCAGAAAAUUUUGCUAUCACUGUCGAUGCAAUGAUUUUUGUCAAUAUAUUUGACGUCUGUAAAUGA
Trichoplax adhaerens is the source of this 1008-nucleotide messenger RNA. RefSeq lists its product as uncharacterized. The record is from RefSeq and is a predicted model, not a curated record. Lineage: Eukaryota; Metazoa; Placozoa; Uniplacotomia; Trichoplacea; Trichoplacidae. The transcript has 8 exons. Gene Ontology annotation, cellular component: kinetochore; centrosome; kinesin complex. Gene Ontology annotation, molecular function: microtubule binding. Gene Ontology annotation, biological process: chromosome segregation; cell migration; centrosome localization. Bases 1 to 1008 code for a protein of 335 amino acids.